UCUCAUCGUCCUUUAAAAAGAGCCGCUGAAAAGAGUCGACUCGUUCGUGAACGUCACGUCUCUACUAGUGCACACAACAAAAUGGCUUUGAGGGCAGCUAUAAGAAAUAAGUCCGCCUUACCAGGUCUUCUCUCUCAAUUGUCCUGCAGCAGUCAUGGCAGAGUGUCUACGUCCUCUGUGUUUGUUGCACAGCAGAGAAAAAACUCCACAACACCCAAAAUCUCGGUGGAUUUCGACCAGAGUACAGGUGUGGCCGUGAUGCGCAUGAAGAGUCCGCCUGUCAACAGUCUCAGUUUGGACUUCCUCACAGAGUUUUGCAUCAGCGUGGAGAAGCUCGAGAUGGACAAGAGCUGCCGAGGCCUCAUCAUCACCUCGAGCUUGCCCAAGGUCUUCUCGGCAGGACUGGACAUCAUGGAGAUGUAUGGCAAGAGUCCAGAGCGCUGUGGAGAGUUCUGGAAAGCUGUCCAGGAGAUGUGGCUAAAACUUUACAGCUCCAACAUGGUGACGAUCGCUGCCAUAAACGGCUCCAGUCCUGCAGGGGGCUGUCUGAUGUCCAUCACAUGCGAUUAUAGAAUAAUGGUGGACAAUCCACGGUACAGCAUCGGCUUAAAUGAGACUCAGCUUGGCAUCGUUGCACCUUUUUGGUUUAAGGAUACCAUGAGUAACACAGUUGGCCACCGGACCACUGAGAUGGCGCUGGCUCUGGGGCUGCUCUACAACCCAACAGAGGCUCUGAAGAUAGGACUAGUGGACCAAAUAGUACCAGAAGAUAAGCUCAUGGCCACAGCUGAGCAGACCAUGGCCAAGUGGUUGGCCAUUCCAGACCACGCCAGACAGAUCACCAAGUCCAUGAUGAGGAAACCAACGCUUGACAAGCUUGUGUCCAAACGAGAGGCGGACAUCCAAAACUUUGUGGGUUUCAUCACCAAAGACUCCAUCCAGAAGUCCCUGCGUGUGUAUCUUGAGAUGCUCAAAAAGAGGAAGGCUUAGUGAGAACAGGGAAGGAAGCAAAUGGAGGGAAUCAGCUGUACGUCAGUGUUAUUUUCACUGUUGUUGUUGUUGGAUAGGAUUUACUGGUUUUGCUGUAAUUAAACUAAGCGAGCUUGGCUCACAUAAGGAACAUAAGCAUCAAAGCCUCGCCAUUAACGUGCCUGUCUAAGCGGUAAUGUCUCCUUGUUCCGAGCAUUGUCAGAAGCUAAGGACUCAAACAAAACUGUUUUCUUCACAUCAUGUCUGGAAAUAAACAAAUGCCUGCUUCAAA
This is a messenger RNA of Nerophis ophidion (straightnose pipefish), 1261 nucleotides long. RefSeq names its product enoyl-CoA delta isomerase 1 (gene eci1). NCBI's taxonomy places the organism in Eukaryota, Metazoa, Chordata, Actinopteri, Syngnathiformes, Syngnathidae. The transcript is spliced from 7 exons. Gene Ontology annotation, cellular component: mitochondrion. The record is from RefSeq and is a predicted model, not a curated record. The coding region runs from base 82 to 990 and encodes 302 amino acids. Gene Ontology annotation, biological process: fatty acid beta-oxidation. Gene Ontology annotation, molecular function: enoyl-CoA hydratase activity.